Messenger RNA from Fusarium sp. VM40, 2064 nucleotides. NCBI's taxonomy places the organism in Eukaryota, Fungi, Ascomycota, Sordariomycetes, Hypocreales, Nectriaceae. The record is from the annotation of a GenBank genome assembly.
AUGACGUAUCCUCGUCCUGAUUUUGAGCGCAACCCGCUGCGUUGGGAGUCCCUCAAUGGACAAUGGGAUUUCCUCUUCGACGAUGGCGAUGCUGGUCUUGCUGAGAACUGGCAGCGAACAGGUCUUCCCGAGAAGGUCAACGUGACCACAUCCGCCAGCCGCAAAGAGACUGGCCAAAGCGACAGCGUCGUCCAGAAGAUCAUGGGCGAAGCUCAUUCUCUCAUCCAGAACAACGUGUUUACCGCCUCAACACAGACUACCAACUCAAAAACCAAAAUCACCGUCCCUUACGUUUUCCAAUCCCCUGCUUCUGGCAUCAACGAUAGAGGCGUGCAUGAGGUCCUUUGGUACGAGCGUGCUAUUUCAGACCUGCGCUCGGCGCAGGAGAAGGAGCAUGGCCACAGAUUGGUUCUGCGAUUCGGCGCCGUUGAUUAUGAAGCUACUGUCUGGGUCAAUGGUGAAUAUGUCGGGGGUCACCGAGGCGGACAUGUUCCUUUCGAAAUCGACGUUACCGAUGCUGUGAAGGCGGCCAAGGAGGCUACCACUCAUCGCGUCACGCUUCGUGUUUAUGAUUCUGCUUAUGAUCUGACGCAGCUCCGAGGAAAGCAGUAUUGGGCUGCCAAGCCUGAGACCAUCUUUUACACACCCUCUGGCGGUAUCUGGCAGUCUGUCUGGCUGGAGGUUGUUCCAUCUGCUCGUAUUGCGGAUAGUUCUUAUGGUACCGUCAUCAAGUCCAACGAUAUCCACUCCGGACAGCUUCGCAACACCAUCGCAGUCAAGGGACGACGAGCUGGAAAUGACUAUUCCGUGGAGAUUGAAGCAAGCUUUGCUGGCGUCCCUGUGGCGAAGUCGGAGAAGAAAGCACUUCCCCGAGAGACUAGCUCGGUUGGUGUUGAGCUGAACGUUCGUCUAUCUGAGGAGCAGAGGUCUAAACUACCCCAGUCUGUCCUUCAAAGUGCUCCUUUGGAUAACGACUUUGCUUGGCGUGAUGGCGUUGCAUUGUGGUCUCCAGAGCACCCCCAGCUAUAUGACCUCGUCAUUCGACUUUAUGACGACACAGACAAGGCCGUCGACGAAGUCAAGACUACCACCGGUAUGCGAAACAUCAACUGGACAACAGGCGACGGAACCUGGCGCCUCAACGACAAGCCUUAUUUCCAAGCUCUCUGCCUAGACCAAGGCUACUGGCCCGAGACAUUCAUGACACCUCCAAGCUCCGAGAGUCUCAAGCUCGACAUCGAACUUGCCAAGAAGAUGGGUCUCAAUGGAUGUAGAAAGCACCAGAAGGUGGAAGAUCCUAUAUUCUAUUACUGGGCUGACAAGCUUGGUUUCCUCGUCUGGGGAGAAAUCGCCAAUGCUUAUGCGUUCAGCGCCGAGUACAUCGAUCGUUUCAACGCUGAGUGGACUGAGGCUGUUAAGCUGGUUAUCAACCGUCCCUCUGUUGUGACGUGGACUCCUGUUAACGAGAGCUGGGCGUACCCUGCUCUGGAGGACAAUGCUGAUCAGCGUAACCAUAUCCGACAGCUCUAUUAUCUCACGAAGGGUCUUGACGACACCAGAAGCAUUAACGAUAACUGCGGCUGGCAGCACGUCCUUACUGACCUGACAACUUUCCAUGACUACAGCGACGGCCCAGAGAUUGAAAAGACCUGCUCUACGCUAGAAGGCAUCAUUGGUCCCAAGGCUGGCCGAGGCGUCUUCCUGCCUCCCAUUCCCGGUGUAGACGAGGGCUCCAAGCACAAGCCUGGCGCACCAGUCAUGAACACCGAGUUCGGCGGCGUGAACAUUGCUCCUCCCAAGAAGGAAGACAAUGCUGGGGAUAGCCUGGACUGGGGCUACACCACAGCUACAAACGCUGACGAUCUAGUCAAGAGAAUCGAGCGUCUUGUAAACGGCAUUGUUCUGGGCGGGCACUGUUGUGCUUUUGUGUAUACUCAACUUGCCGAUAUUGAGCAAGAAGUUAAUGGGUUGUACACUUUCAACCGAGAGGAGAAGUUGGAUGCGUCAAGGGUUAAGGCUGUCCUUGACAAGGCGCUUCAGAGCUACUACAGUAGAGUGAGAUAA